This is a messenger RNA of Lymnaea stagnalis (great pond snail), 34749 nucleotides long. The record is from the annotation of a GenBank genome assembly. Lineage: Eukaryota; Metazoa; Mollusca; Gastropoda; Lymnaeidae.
GGAGUCAUGACAACAAGAAUAUUUUUAAAUGGCGUCCAUCUAAGCACAGCAGCAGUCCAUAUAUGUUAUUUCAAAAUAACAGCCAAACAAAUUAUUUAUUACGGAAAUUUUUUAAUUUCAUGUUCUUGAAAUAAUUGCAUCUAUUUUUAUUGGUGAUGGCUCUUGUUGCAUCUGUAAGUUCCGAGGCACCAUGCGUCAGAGCGUCCGUAGAAAAAUUACAAGAGUUAGGUAGGUAGUAGUAGUAGACUUAGUACCUAUGACCUAUAGAAACUACUAGUUACGACUAGUAGGCUAAAAAAAACAACCUCAGUGGUUGUAUUUCCUUGACAAUGCUGCAUACUCAUUACAGGUAAAUUUUAAGGACGAAUGCCACUAUUUUAUUGAAUUUCACAAAUAAUAAUAAUAAUAAAGUUCAUUUCAAAAACACGCUUCAUCCCCAAAGGCUCGAAGCGCGGUACAAAGUCAAAAAAAUACAAAUCUAUAAUUUACCACAUUUAAAACAAAUGCAACACUACAAAAACUAAUUACUAGCAUACAAUUGCAAAGUCUUUCUAGCCAUUUCAACCCCAUUAUGCACUAACUGGAAAAUAAGGUUGACAAUCAUCCCAGAAGGUGUUUGUGAAAUAGAUGUGUCUUUAAAUUGGUUUUAAAGGACUCCAGUGUCUGGUUGUUUCUGAGAUCGACAGGAAGGGCGUUCCAAAUUGUUGGACCAGCAAAUGCGAAAGUGCGCUUUCCGUAAUCUCAAGGCAAACACGUGGUGUCGAGAGUUUGCCACUAUCGGAUGAGCGGAGUUCUCUAGUGGGUACAUAAGGCAUAAGCAGCUCUUUCAGAUAGGACAGCGCCAGGUCAUGUAAGCAGCGGUAGCACAACGUUGCGAUUUUGUACUCUAUGCGAGCACGCACCGGUAGCCAGUGCAGCUCUCUCAGAAGUAUUUUUGCAUGAUCGAACUUGCGUUUGCGGAGAACAAUGCGAGCUGCAUUAUUCUGUGCUAUUUGAAUUUUAUCCAGGAGCGUAGCUGGAAGACCCACCAUGAGAGCAUUGCAAUAGUCCAUGCGUGAUAGCACGAAUGCAGACAUCAGCCUCUUUGUUGCAUCAAUUGUUAGGAAGGGCCUGAUGUGACUAAUCCUGCGCAGCUCCAGAAAAAUCGCCCUGCAUAGCAUGUUAAAUGAUGAAUGUAUCCCUAAAUCGAUCCCUAUGCCUAACCUGAACCCUAAAUCGAUCCCUAUGCCUAACCUGAACCCUAAAUCUAUCCCUCAACCUAAACUAAACUCUAAUUCACUGCCACUAUAAUAAACACAAAAAAGACGCCAUGGCAUCCGUCCUUAUUUCUAGCCUCAUUACAUUACGCUAUUGCCAAUUGCUCACCGACAAUUACUUACAUAUACAAUUUAAUGACAAUAAACUUUACCCACUUGAGUAAUAAGUUGCCCAUAACAACAGUUUCCAUUUAUCUUGUUCCAGUCCCUUCCUUUCCUGUUGCUUCCAGGUGUAUCCCAAACUUUGUGUUUCCAGUCCUUUCCUUUCCUGUUGCUUCCAGGUGUAUCCCAAACUUUGUGUAUCUGCCUCAAUCUCCGAUCUCCAUGUAUUCUUCUCUUGCUUUUUCCCGUUUGGUGCCAUGUAUUGUUGUAUUGUCUGGUGAUGUUUUCUGGGUGUUUACAAAGAGUGUGCUCUAUCCAUGUCUAUCUCUUUACCUUAUGACGUCUUCACCAAUAGCCAAUAGCCUCUUGAUAUGUCAUGUUCAGUUUGUUCGUUUUUAUUGCAACUUUGAUUUAUAAAUAUUAUCUUGUGAGCAUUAAUUAACCAUUAAUUUUUUUUCCCAAGGUGGACGGAUGCAGUUAAAUUGUUUGGAUUUCAAAGAAAAUGAUAUCAACAAUCUUAACAAAAUUAUUGAGGCGAUUAAUGAACUGGUAAUAUUUAUAAUUUAUAAUCUCUAUACCGGUAAAUGAUACUUUUAAAUCCACAUCAAUUUUUAAAUAAAUAUUAUGGUUGUAAUUUCUAAUAUAAUUCUCCAUUGCUUUAAUAUUUUGAGGCUCUGCCCUUGGGACACACAUGUUGAAUUUACAGGUAUUAUAAAGUAUAAUUUUUUAAACAGUUAACUUGCAAUGCAAAAGUAUUUAAUAGCAAUAAAUUUGACCAGUGUUUAAUCUCAGUUAAUUUAACUAGUAAUACCCGGUAUAUAUUUUUUUAUGUACAGUACCGGUAUCACUCAGACUUUUAUUUUGUGCUGAAAAUUCCGUUUAAUAGUUUUAGCUGAAAGAAUAAUUGCUCUGUUUUUAAAAAGGUUCACCUUACUGCUUUAUGCUUCACAUUGCUCAACCUGUUAUUGUUGUUGUUGUUUGUCCGUCGAAAUCGACUAGGACCAUCGGGUCAUCCAGUUAGGGGGAGGGUGGGUUACGGUGAGCUCGUAGGUGGCUUGCUAGACCGAUCCGUGCUCGGAAUAAUCUAAGAUGCUGCGGAGACCUAUUUUUGUCGGUAGAGCUUUUUUGCAAAAUUGAAUGUGAUAAUCUCAACAAAAAAGAUCACAUGGGCGCAAAGAAAUUUACUUUAGUUUUAGAAAGUGAUAACAGGCUAAAGCUGACCAUAACCCAUUGUCAUAAAUAGGCAUAAUGACUAAAGCUCCCUAACCCUAGUACCAUUGUCAUAAAUAGGCAUGACUAAAGCUCCCAAACCCUAGUACCAUUCUCAUAAAGAGACAUUAUGACUAAAGCUCCCAACCCUAGUACCAUUGUCUAAAAUAGGCAUAAUGACUAAAGCUCCCUAACCAUAGUACCAUUGUACCUAGUACCAUUUUCAUUAAUAGGCAUAAUGACUAAAGCUUCCAAACCCUAACCCUAGUACCAUUCUCAUAAAGAGGCAUAAUGACUAAAGCCUCCUAACCCUAGUACAAUUCUCAUAAAGAGGCAUAAUGACUAAAGCUCCCUAACCCUAGUACAAUUCUCAUAAAGAGGCACAAUGAAUAAAGCUGCCUAACCCUAGUAUCAUUGUACCUAGUACCAUUUUCAUAAAUAGGCAUAAUGACUAAAGCUCCCAAACCCUAGUACAAUUCUCAUAAAUAAGCAUAAUGACUAAAGCUCCCUAACCCUAACCCUAGUACCAUUUUCAUAAAUAGGCAUAAUGACUAAAGCUCCCAAACCCUAACCCUAGUACCAUUCUCAUAAAUAGGCAUAGUGACUAAAGCUCCCAAACCCUAACCCUAGUACCAUUUUCAUAAAUAGGCAUAAUGACUAAAGCUCCCAAACCCUAGUACAAUUCUCAUAAAUAGGCAUAAUGACUAAAGCUCCCUUACCCUAAUACCAUUUUCAUAAAUAGGCAUAAUGACUAAAGCUCCCUAACCCUAGUACCAUUGUACCUAGUACCAUUUUCAUAAAUAGGCAUAAUGACUAAAGCUCCCAAACCCUAACCCUAGUACCUAGUACCAUUUUCAUAAAUAUUCAUAAUGACUAAAUCUCCCUAUCUCUAACCCUAGUGCUGUUGUCAUAAAUAGGUAUGACUAAUGCUAUUCAUUUUUAAUACUAUUUUAUUAUUCAAUAGAAAUUAAAAUAACACUUACUGACUCUGCGAUUCUUGCUACGAGUUUUACAAAGAGAUUUGUAAUUAUUGUUUACUACUCAAAGUAGUAUGACUAACGCUAUUUAAGUAUUAACUAAUAAUAUGGUGGUAUCAGGGGCCAUCAACAAAUAAUGUCACACAAAUUUUGCCGAUUUUUUUACCCCCCUCCCCCUUUGUCACAAAUCAUCACAAAAAGUUAGACCCCCCCUCGAAUAUAACGUCACAAAUAUCUGUGCACCCCUUGCCCAUAAAAAUUCCCUGUGUCCACUACUGUCCUUUUCAAACCCUUAAGAAAUUCACCACCCAUGGAUAUCAAAUUACUGCACCUGUGUCAGAAACAUUUCCCUAGAACAGUGAUUGUUAACCAGAUGUAAAAGUACCUCCCCAGCCCUUAGGUGCGGAAGACCAGAAAAUUGUAUUUUUUGCCAUUGGUAGUCGUUGCGGAUUUUUUCCCCCUUUUUUUUUAAAAUUCAGUUUUUAUGCAUUGGAAUAGCAGCAGUAAAUGUUUUCUGGUGAAUUUUGUUUGCACAUUAUUACUUGUAUUGGUAAUUUUGUUCCUUGUUUAUAGAAAGUUAAUUAAAGAAAUAAACCUAUGAUACCCGUAACUAAAUUAUUUAAUUAUUUACAUAUUUUACUAGCCAAUAUACCCGGCGUUGUACGGGAUUCUAUUCGGAUAAAACAACUUCUACCGCCUUUUUUCUGUUUACCAAUGGUAUUGAUUGAUUGAUUCAUUGGAUAUUUACACAGCACUGGUAUCCAUGCUACUUUAGCAUGCUCACUGCGCUCUGGUUUUCUUAAAUCUAUUUACACAAAAGUUUUUAAAUGUUUCUUAAAUGAUUUGUUAUCCUUUUCAAUUCCCCUCAAAGAUUAAGGCAAACUGUUCCAUAAUUUUGGCGCUAUUGCUUCAAAAGAGCACACUCCGUAAGACUUUUUUCUGUGUUCAUCCACACUGGGAAUUUUCAGGAAAGGACUGUGUUGAAGACCGCAGGUUCUUCAAGGAUAAAUGUUUUUAAAUCAGUUCUUUAAGAUAUUCAGGUGCAGAACCUUCUAUGAAGCUGUACGUCAGGGACAUAAUUUUGUAAUCAAUGCGCUCACUCACAGGAACCCAAUGCAGAUCUCGUUGAACUAGGGGGAUGUGGUCAGAUUUCAUUAUCCGGGAUACAAUGCGUGAUGCAGUAUUUUCUACCCUUUUGGGAUCCUGAUCCCGAUAAUACCAUUUCAUGGAGGGAUCCCCGAUAGCGUGGUAUCCUGAUCCUGGUGGGAUCUCAAUUGCUGUGGGAUCCUAUUCCCAGUAGGAUUCUGAUUCCCGGUGGAUCCUAUUUCCCGGUGGGGGCCCAUUUUCCUGUGGGGUCCCGAUCCCAUUGGGGUACAGAUCCCAUUAGCACCCCAAUCCCAUUCUCUAUGAGAUCCCGUUUCCCAGUUGGAUCCUCUUUGUUGAUGGGAUCUUGUUUCCCGAUAGGAUUACAGUUUGACCCCUUGCCCCAUGGGAUCGUGUUACCCGUGGGUUCCAGUUUACUGUUGGAUCUCAUUCCUUUUUAGGAUCCUGUUCUUCUGUAGGAUCAUGUUCCCAGUUGGAUUUGGUUCCCGAUAGGCUUAUGAAGGGUAUGAUUGGAGGAAAUCCCCAUGAAAGUAUAGAAAUGAACAGAACUAAAAUAACAAUUCAAAAAGCUUUUAGAUUCAAAUAUAUAUUGCAGAAGAGCAAAAAUAGAACGUUCUGGCACAAUCUGCAUUAAAUUUAAUAUCCUCCUUGAAAUAUGUAAAAAAUUAUUUUACAAUGUAAUUAUUGUUCAAAUACGAAAAAUUAUAACUUAAUUCACUACUAGAACAAUAGUCAAUUUAAGUUGAAAAGAGGUGUCCCGGUGGGGGCCUAUUCCAUAUGCAUACCAUUUUAGCAUGAGAUAGGGAGUCCUAUAAAAAUCAGUCAGAUAAAUAAUAAAGUUAAAAUUUGAAAGUUGUCCCAUUAAAAUCGGCUGUAAAAAAUUAUGGAACUUUCUGGAAAAGUCUAGACCGGCUUAGAAAGGAUUGGAUAUUAUUCAUUUUAAACCCACCUAUAUUUCAAUAUGGAUAAUGAAGGGUAUUGCUACCAAGCUAUGCCUAUAUCCAUCAAUUCACGUAUAAACUAUAGUGUUGUCUAAGCCUAUUGAGAGUUAAAUAACUUAUAUAAGGAAAAAUGAAAUGGGGCCCCCGAGGAAUGAAUAUUAUGAGUUCAGUAACCUUCGGUAUUUUAAUAUGGAUAAUAAAGUGUAUGUGUACUAAGUUUGGUCAAGAAAUAUCUAAAUCUAUUUAUUUAUAAAGCUCAAAAAAAAAAAAAAUCACACAACAUCACAAAAAUGUGACCCCCCUCCCUCCCACCCAGACACAUGACAUCAUUUAUGGAUGGCCCCUCAAUCAAACCGCUAUUAGUUUCUUAAUUAAGAUGGCCUACCAAUAAUACCGAUCAUCAACUUUGGACCAUAUCAAUGCUACCAAUCUUCAACUUUGGGUUAAAGGUCACACCAAUACUACCAAUCUUCAACUUUGGGUCAAAGUUCAUACCAAUACUACCAAUCUUCAACUGUGGGCCAAAGGUCAUUUUAAACACACCAGUCAAAUUUAAGGUUGCUGUUGACCAAAGUUGAUAAUAUUGUACCCACAUUUUUGAACAAGUUUUAUAAUUAAAUUUUAUAAUCAAAUUUUAUUGUCUUAAUCCAACGAAAAAAAACACAGCACAAUUCUAUAUGUGCGUACAACUGGGACAAUGUAAAAAAAAAGUAAAAAAUAUGGGUAAACUGUACAGGUUGGCCUAUUAGCCCACAUGUUCUUUUGAUUUCCCAAAUACGUCAUGCCUUCUCUCUUCAAGAUUCCUCCUCCCUUCCAUACCCUCUUCUCCUUCACAUACUUGUAUUCCCACUGCAUAUACAUAUUUUGUUUGUGAUGUGCUUUAAUCCUCUAAAAAAUUUAAUAUUGCAAGGAAGAAGAGAGAAAAGAAAAACAUGAAAAUUUGGAAACAGAAACUAUCAAGUCUAGCAUUCUCAGAUAUGAGUUGAAGCUGCUGCCAGAUGAAAUUCAAGAUGAGAUAAUGAGUAAGAUAAACUUCAUUUGAAAUUUUAUAUUUUUAAAACGUUUUUUAAGUUAUAUUUUAUACAUAUGUGGACAAGCCGAAUACAUAGCCAACAACAAUAUUUUAUAACUUUAUAAAUAUUCAUACUUCAACUUUAAUUUACUUGCACACUUUUUUUAGCCAGAUAAUAUUUUCAUAACUGCUAAUCUAGAUUUGUAUUCAAAGAUUGCAAACUAAUACAUAAUAUGUGUCUUUUAGAGUCAAUUCUUAACUGCAUUCUUUACAUUAGCAGGAGAAGUAAGCUAUAGUAAACAUUCGUCCAAUAUAAAUUAUAAUUUACACCAGUAACGUAGCUUUAAUGGUUCUUAAAUUCCUUAAAGUUAUAUUUUUACUUUUCUUUAAGUUAUUUGAGAAUCUAAAUGAAUUUAAUUAUGAAAAAGACCAGUAUUUCAGUUAGCCUUUAAAUUAAGAAUUUAUUUCAUUGAAUAACCAGAGUAAAUUAGCCUUUAAGUUAAACAAUUAUUUUAUUGAAAAACCAGAGUACAUUAGCCUUUAAACAAUUAUUUCAUUGAAUUACCAGAGUACAUUAGCCUUUAAAUUAAGCAAUUAUUCGAGUGGAUAACCAGAGUACCAUGAAUCUUUACUUUACAAUUGUUUUAAAGUGAAACAUUCAUUUUUUUUUAAAAGUAUUUUUAUUAUGUCAUGGAAAAAAAUUUUUUUUUACUAUUACUUAAUACUAUAUUAUUUUUUACAUUUUAUUAUUUUAAAUUCAACUCAUGUACGGCCUUUUUCAUAAUUUUUGUUAAUUAAAUAGCUAUUUUUACAGCAUUUAAAAAAACUAACUAUAAUUUAAAGUACACUUGUGGACCAAAGAAUUUUUUUAUUUUGAAAAGUCAUGCAUCAAUGUUACAUUCACAAUUUUUUUUUAUUGUAUUAUGAGUCCUUAAUGUUUUUUGCCACUUUUAGAACAAAUCAAACUUGAGCAAAAUUAAAAUUUGAAUGGUUACUCAAUCAAGUUCUUCAUGACUACCUAACACUAUUGUUAAUAUGCCUGGAUUGCUGCAAUAUUUAAAACUUAUUCAUAAUUUAUUGUAUUCUUUUCUUCAAACUCUUAUUUAUCUUGCUCAGUUGCUACAUUCCUAGCUAAAAUAGCAUUUUGUAAAGUCUAUUACCUUUGGAUGUUAAGCAACAAAUUAGCUUCCAUUCCACUCUUUUCCUUUUAGAAACUAGACGACAGUGAUUCCCUUAUCAUAAAUGCUUUAAAAUGACCAGCAUUUUAAAAUAUUUGGAGUUAAGAGAUUUACAAAUUUCAUACUCACAAGACCAAUAAGAUUAAGAUUGUUAAAUUUUCGAAUUGGAAGCUGUCAAAAGAUGAGAUAUUACUAUGCCAUCAUCACUUUAGAAUAGAGAGCAUUUUGUAAAUAAUCUUUUUAACCCUCGUAAAAAUACAUUUUAUUUCUUAUUUUUAGAUGCCGUGAAUGCAGCUCGUCAGUCCAAUGCAGAAGCAUUACAAAACUUGCAAGAAAAGCUAGGCAAAAUGAACACUAAUAUCUUGGAUCUCAGUGCUAAAGCUUCUGAUAUGGAAUCAGAAAAUUCUAUUCUCCAGUACGAAUGUAACAAAGAAAGUUAUUUUAAUCAAGACACUUGAAGUCGGGUCAUAAUUUUUUACACCAUUCCAAUUCACUAAUACUUAAAAAUAGCCAAAUGGCAGAAAAACGGCUGAAAUGCUAUAACUAGAAUAUUUGUUAUGUAUUGAUAGUAAUAACUCUUCUAAAAUAAUGGAGAAAAAUCAAUUUUAAACAGUUUGCAUUAGAAAUAAGUCAUAAGUAAAAGGAAACGUUCAUUUUAAAAAAAUUAAAUAUGGAUUAUUUUAAUUGCAACAUACUUUUAAUUUGUAAAACUCCGAGAAUUCCAGCUGUUUAAAAAAAUGAAUAUUUUCAGUUAUUGCUAAAAUCAAAAAGUCAAAUGUCUCUUCAAACUAAGAGACAACUCUAGCUAUAACCUUAAUGACUAUAUACUUUAACAGGCUAGAUCAUAACAGAUCAUUGCAGCCUAAUCCCAGAAACACUAACACAUCUGUUGACAGAAUGUUCCUCACUAGAAGUUUUGGGGGAAGCUAGGGCUGUGGGAGAGCCUGACAUGAGGAGAAUUUUAUUUAGCUCAGCUCAGCAGAUGGAGCUGGUAGCCAAUAUGCUAGCCAGGGUCAUAAGAGAGUAAUCUCAGACCCUCACCAGAAUAUGUGUGUUAGUUAGCUAUAUUCUUAACAAAUUACUGUAUGUUUUCAAAAAUUAUUAUUGGUUUAAUUUUACAAACAUUUAAAGAAUUUCCAUGAAUUUAAAGAAUUUCCAAAAAUGACUUAAUAAGAAAUUUUAUGGUUUCAAAAAUGAUUUUUAAAAAAAUUUAAAUUAAAAUGUUCUUUUAGGACUUUUUUUUUAAAUUGCUAAAUUUUCCAAAAAUUUUCCUAAUACUGCUUUCUGAUUUUAUUGGUUCAAAAAGUUUUUUUUAAUUAAAAAAGAAUCUGUGACCAACAUAAUUUAAUUGAAGUAAACAGCUUGACAGCUUCCAAUCAAAUAUUAAUAAGGAAGUGUUUGCAACAGAUAACUUUAUUACUAACAAGGAAGUGUACACCAGAGAUAACUUUAUUUUACCAAGCUACUAUACUAUACAUUUCUCUCCAGGCCAGAAAAAGAAUUACUGUACCAGCAACAUGAAGAAAUCAUAGCACAACUGAAUGAAAAAAUGGCAGACAAAGCAAUGUAAGUUUUAAUGAAGUCAAGGACAGUGAAAAUUCGACCAAUAGCACUGAGAUGCUAUAGAUUUUAUUGAACAAUAAUUUUAAACAAUAUUCUUAUACUUAUGAUAUGAUAUGAUUGCUAAUUUUUUCUGUACAAAUGGAUAUUGUCAGUAUGAAAUGAUUUUAUCUGUAUGAAAGGAUGUUUGUCUGUGUGAAAAAUAUCACUUAAUGAUAUUGACAUAUGAUUAUUUUUAGGUAUAAAAUUAUUACUUGUUUAUUAUCACCUUGACCUAAAGGCCACAAUUUUCUCUCUUUAUUUAAGAAAAACAAAAUGUUUACACAAUUAAACCCAGAUUGCUGCAUUUUACUUUACAUUUUUUUAAAAAUUGUCUUCCUAAUCACUGUUACCAAAUUUCAGGAUGCAGAUUGGUUUAAAUGAAACCAGGGAUAAAGUACGACAAGCUAACCAAAAUGUAAGUCUUCAUUAACUUAAAUUGAAAAAAUAGGCUACAUCAUUUAUUAUCACAAGCCAACAAAAAAACUUUUUUCCUGGGGCCUUGAGUUUUAGAUCUCUUCCCUUGUGCUAUUUAGGGUCUGUUCUCUAGUGCUAUUUAAGGUCUGUUCCAUAGUGUUAUUUAGGUCUGUUCCCUAGUGUUAUUUUAGGCACUGAUUCUGAAAUGAUUUUUUUUGUAACAGCACCAGUUUUUAAGAUAUUGUUGAGUUUACGCAAAUUUAGUUUUCACUGUAUUCAGAAUCAGACAAGUUGUAACAUAUGCAAGAGAAACUUGGAUCCUAACAAAAACAGCAGAAAACCUAUUAAACACAUGGGAGAGAAAAGUUCUCAGGAAAAUAUAUGGACCAGCAAAGGAUGAAUAUGGAUUGAGACUACAUAAAUUUUUAAUUUCCUAAAAUCUCCAGCCUGAUAUGUUAAAAUGGCUUCAUACAGAUUUUUUUUGAAAAAUGUAGGAAAUCUGCACUGAGUUUGAAAAACAGAAAAUAAGUAGUUAAUUUCAUAUAAUAUAGGUUAUUAGGUGCCAAGAUUAGAGAUCAAGAUAACCAGGGGCUCCACAUAUUAUAAAAACACAACUUGUACAGAGCAAUUGCUCCAGGCCACGAAUGCUUGCCUCUAGAGUUGGGAGAAAGAAUGUACUUCAGUCUGAAACAAACAUUACAAUUAAUCAAAGGUCAAUUGAUAAGAUAAAUUACUAUAAAAAAAUCUUUGGGUGAUUUGUCUAAACUUAACAAUGAUUUUUUUUUUCCUCUGGUUUACGAUACAAAGUAGCUGCACAGAUAUUCUUGCUCUUCAUGUAUUUUGGGAUUGUAGAGCCAAAGUUGAAAAUGUGUCUAGAGAAGAUUUACCUUUGAGGGAAAUAGGGUGGUCAGAGGAACAAUGUAAACAAGCUUUCAUAACUAAGAUAGAAUCAUUCUACUGCUAAUAUAUAUAUAUAUACAUCUAAGCCUGUCUGAUUGAACAGGUUGUAAGUCCUUUGAAUAAAGCAGUCAAUCCACACCAAAUAUGGACUUAUCCCUGAGAAAUGGAAAGCUAAUAUUUUGAUGGCACACUGGUCAGAAAAAACAUAAAUGUCUCCACUUCCUUCCAUAAAAAUAAAUGAAUUAUUAUCAAACAUUUUCCAAGUUUUAAUAACUUUAAAUCCUUUAUAUGAACUUCACUUUUGUUCAUGGCUGUCUGGCUGGGUGGUGAACUGGCAAAAUCUUCUGACCGCUAAUAGACCCACUUCCUGUCAAAUUAUCGAGCUGAAACUUGGCACAUGAACUCAUUGCUGAUGACAACAAAUUCUUUCAUAUUAUCAGCCCCGGUCCCAAAAAUCAGUUUUUCCCGUUUUUCAAGGGGAAGAUGAAGGAAAUAUGACACCACUGAUCCAAUGAAAUAAAAUUUACAGAUAACUGCGCUAAAUUAGAUCCUUAAAAAAAAUAUCGCAAGUGCAUUUGGUGCGUGAUUUUUUCAAUUGUUUCUCUAAAACAGUCUGUGACAUUACUCUGUCUGCGGUGUAAAGCAGGUGGGUCAUCAGAGUCAUUACAGUUCAGGGGCAUGAAAAAAAUGUGCGGUUGUGAGCCUGGGGGUGAGGGGGGAUUCUUCUAAAAAUUCUUUAAAACUAUGUUUUUAGGGGUUGUUUCAUUAUUUAUUUAUUCUUAGUGUAAGAAAUAUUGAUGCAAUCAGUUAGAUUUAGAUUGGUGUCCAUGCAAUCACUUAGAUUUAGAUUGGUGUCCAUGCAAUCACUUAGAUUUAGAUUGGUGUCCAUGCAAUCACUUAGAUUUAGAUUGGUGUCCAUGCAAUCACUUAGAUUUAGAUUGGUGUCCAUACAAUGACUUAGAUCGGUGUCCUUGCAAUCACUUAGAUUUAGAUUGGUUUCCAUACAAUGACUUAGAUUUGUGUCCAUGCAAUCAAUUAGAUCGGUGUCCAUGCAAUCAAUUAGAUUGGUGUGCAUGCAAUCACUUAGAUUCUUGUCCAUGCAAUCACUUACAUUUAUGUCCUGAACCUUAAGAAAAUAGUGAAGUUAGAGAUGUCAUCAUGACAUAUACAUGUAACAGCAACCAGAUACCAAUGUAACUAAAUUGCACAUAUGAUUUAGAUUUUUAAAAAGAAAUCUUUUUCUGAAUUUUCCUGGAAGAGCCUAUCUUAUGAAGUCUAAUGAAAGUAGCUGCAUUUGUGUUGAGUUAGAGUUAGGUGCAUUUGUGUAGAAUGCUAAUACAAAUGUUCCAGUAAAUCUGUUCAGGCAUAAAAUAAGACAUUUCAUGCAGCGAAAAUUUCUUUAAAUAAUUAAAAUAAUGCUUCAUUCUUAAAAAUGGCAUUUUCACUAUCUGAAAAACUGCAGCUGAAAGGGGAAAUGUGGUACCAUAUACCUAGUAACAAGUCAUUGUCUUGGUUAAAACACUUUUACUAAAAUGCUUUUUUUUUUUUUGUCCACUGGCUUGUACUUGUAUGUCAAUUUUGUAUGGUUGCAUUUUGUAUUUUAUUGCGCUUUGAGCCUUAAUUAGGGAUGAAGCGUGUUUUGAAAUGAACUAUAUUAUUAUUAUUAUUUACAUAAUUUUCAGUACCUUACUUUUAAUAAAGCAAUGGAUUAUAUUAAAGCAGCAUUUAUUAGCUGGGCACAUCGCAUUUAUUAGCUGGGCACAUCAAAAUAUAUUUUAAAAAACAUUGCCUAUUACUAUUAAGAAUUGUACAAAGUAAUUUAUAACCUUCUGUUAUAAUUAAAUAUUGAAAUAUUCUAAAGAUUGAUGAGCUGGAAGACAGUAUUCUGCAACUAAAAGAAGAUUUGAUACAAGAAAGGACAGAUGCAAGACAAGAAAAAAAGUUGUUAAAAAAAGCUGUGGUAGGAGGUUAUUAAUACAGACAUACCUCUCCAUUUCCCACUGAACCCACUUGGUCACCUUUGAUGCUAUAAAUCCACUGAGUCACCUUUCAUACUUUGAUACUAUAAACCCACUUGGUCACCUUUGAUGUAUAAGCCCACUUGUUCACCUUUGAUCCCCAUAACAUUUAUUAAUAGAACAUAAGACAGUGUGUCCCCAAACAUUUAUUUAUGGAGAUAUGAAAAUUAGAUCAAACCAUUUAUGCAUAUAAAAUUUCUCUCUGGAAACUUCUGUACUUUACAGAAUGAUACUCAAGCAAAAGCUAAAGAGCAAAGGGAGCAAAACAUAGAAAAAAAGAGGUGAGUUGUUUGUAUGACUUAAAGAGAAGUGAGAAUAGUUAAUGUUAAUACUGUUUGAAACCCAUUUGCAAACCUCUUUAGGCAUGAUGAGGUUUUGUGGUCAACUAGAUUGUCACAUCAAGUAAUGUGCAAAUCUGAAAUUGAUUCAUUAAUUAAUUAUGUUUUUGAUGUGGAAGUAGUCACAUCUUGAUCAAAUGACUAUGCUUGCUUAUUACUUCUUUGUGUGCAGUUUGAAUAUGUAACUUGUAUUUUAAAAAUAUAUUGAAUGUGUCAUGAGGCCUUCAAAUAUUUAGUUUUGCCUUGAAUGUCUUUAUUUUUAACAUACAGUCUUUAAAAAAUCAACAAAAAUAUGCAGAUCCUAUUGAUAUGACAUGCUCUUUAUGACUUUAUGCCUUUCUGUAUUAGUUUCAAAAGGCUCCUUUAUGUCAAAACUUUCAUUUUUUUAACAAUUUUAUAGCAGAAGGUACCAGAACUGAAAUUAGAAUACCUGCUAUUUUCUCGUGAAUAGUUUUAUCGCUAGUGCUCAUCAUUUUAUAUAUAGACAUUUUUUAAAAGGGAGAGUGAAGAUUAUAAUGUGUUAAAUGUUUCCUGGAGAAUGAAGAUUAUAAUGUGUUAAAUGUUUCCUGGAGAGUGAAGAUUAUAAUGUGUUAAAUGUUUCCUGGAGAGUGAAGAUUAUAAUGUGUUAAAUGUUUCCUGGAGAGUGAAGAUUAUAAUGUGUUAAAUGUUUCCUGGAGAGUGAAGAUUAUAAUGUGUUAAAUGUUUCCUGGAGAGUGAAGAUUAUAAUGUGUUAAAUGUUUCCUGGAGAAUGAAGAUUAUAAUGUGUUAAAUGUUUCCUGGAGAGUGAACAUUAUAAUGUGUUAAAUUUUUCCUGGAGAAUGAAGAUUAUAAUGUGUUAAAUGUUUCCUGGAGAAUGAAGUUUAUAAUGUGUUAAAUGUUUCCUGGAGAGUGAAGAUUAUAAUGUGUUAAAUGUUUCCUGGAGAGUGAACAUUAUAGUGUGUUAAAUGUUUCCUGGAGAGUGAAGAUUAUAAUGUGUUAAAUGUUUCCUGGAGAGUGAAGAUUAUAAUGUGUUAAAUGUUUCCUGGAGAAUGAAGAUUAUAAUGUGUUAAAUGUUUCCUGGAGAGUGAAGAUUAUAAUGUGUUAAAUGUUUCCUGGAGAGUGAAGAUUAUAAUGUGUUAAAUGUUUCCUGGAGAGUGAAGAUUAUAAUGUGUUAAAUGUUUCCUGGAGAGUGAAGAUUAUAAUGUGUUAAAUGUUUCCUGGAGAGUGAAGAUUAUAAUGUGUUAAAUGUUUCCUGGAGAAUGAAGAUUAUAAUGUGUUAAAUGUUUCCUGGAGAGUGAAGAUUAUAAUGUGUUAAAUGUUUCCUUAACAAAUUUCUUUUGCUUAAAUCUUUGGGGCUUUAUCCAUAAAGUUUUCUGCUAAUGACAAGGUCAAAAUCCUCUUUAAUAUUUAAGUGUGUUCAAGUAAUGGUGCAAUGUUAGUUGAUAUUUAGCUCAGUUACUUCUUAAAUUGUUUUGUUUAGAGAAGUGGACACCCACCAAGAAAAGCUGAUGGAAAGUGAAGGAAGGCUUGAUGCUUUAAGGAAGGUAAUUAGUGGGGUUUUUUCAAACUAUAUCGGCAUCAAUUUUUUGCAGUGUUGCUCAAAAUAUUUGUUAAAAAUUUUUUUUGUGGUAAAAAUGCAUACAUAUUUUUAAGUUUUAAAACUGCACCCAUACUUUAUGUUGUAAAUCUGCAAACAUAUUUUUUUUUGUAUUAAAACUGAACACAUAUUUUUAUGUUGUUAAACUGCACACAUUUCUAUGCUGUAACAAUGCAAACAUAUUUUUAUGUCUUAAAACUGCACACACAUUUUAUCUCUUCAAUUUCUCCUAAAAGGGAUGCGGUUUUUUGAUACAUUGGUGCCUGUUCAGAGAUUUACUGCAAUCCCUCUUAAAAUUCAUUUAAUAGUUUGCCUGUCAUAUUGCUCACAGUUCUUAUAUAAAGCCAAACAUUUCAUUAAAUAUUUAAGAUUUAAACUUGUACUUGUAUUCAAGAGGCAAAUUAUUGCAAAGUGACAUAAAUAUGUAUUGAUUUUAAUAAAAUAUGGGAGAUAGAAAGAAGGGUGUGGUAGAUAGAAGGGAGGGUGUGGGAGAUAGAAGGGAGGGUGUGGGAGAUAGAAGGGAGGGUGUGGUAGAUAGAAGGGAGGGUGUGGUAGAUAGAAGGGAGGGUGUGGGAGAUAGAAGGGAGGGUGUGGUAGAUGGGAGUGUGUGGUAGAUAGAAAGAAGGGUAUGGCAGAUAGAAAGGAGGGUAUGGUAGAUAGAAAGGAGGGUAUGGUAGAUAGAAAGGAGGGUAUGGGAGAUAGAAGGAAGGGUGUGGUAGAUAGAAGGGAGGGUGUGGUAGAUAGAAAGAUGGGUCUUGGAGAUAGAAAGGAGGGUGUGGUAGAUAGAAAGAAGGGUGUGGUAGAUAGAAGGGAUGGUGUGAGAAAGGAGGGUAUGGUAGAUAGAAAGGAGGGUAUGGUAGAUAGAAAGGAGGGUAUGGGAGAUAGAAGGAAGGGUGUGGUAGAUAGAAGGGAGGGUGUGGUAGAUAGAAAGAUGGGUCUGGGAGAUAGAAAGGAGGGUGUGGUAGAUAGAAAGAAGGGUGUGGUAGAUAGAAGGGAUGGUGUGAGAAAAAGAAUGAGAUAUUUUUAUAUAUUAUUUUAAGUAUCCGAAAAUUUUUUGUUGCCAAUUUUACAGAGCAUCAGAAGAUUUGAGACUUCAAGAGGCAAACUAGAAUCUGAUGAAACAUCUUUAAUUUUACAAGUGGAAAGACAACUCAAGCUGAAUGAGCAGCAGCGCAGAAGAGGGUAAAAGAGCCAUAUAAAAACUAAUUUUAAAUGUUAUGUUUAAUAGUUACAGCUAUCUAACAAGGAAUAUUACUGGUUAAUAGCCACCUGGUAGCUAAAAAGGAAAAUGUGUUUUUUAAUAUCUAGCUAAAAAGGAAUAUUAGUGUUUUAAUAGCUAUCUAACAAGGAAUAUUAGAGUUUUAAAAGCUAGGUAACAAGGAAUAUUACUGUUUUAAUAGCUAGCUUGUCAUGGUGCCAAAGUCUUGGGCUUAAAAUGUUACUACAGCAAAAGCGUAGGGGUAAACAGGAUUGUAGAUCUGAAUACUUCCAUUCCUUUCGACAUAUCUCCAAAACAACAGAAAUCGUUGUCAAUUUCUGAUUUUAAGCCAUGGUGAAGAGUUACAAUGUCCACCAUGAGACAAAAUAUAUUUCAGUUAAUAUUGUAGUGGACAAACUGGUUUAUUGAGUCUUGGGCUAUUUGUUGAAGUCCAGAAAAUGCAUGCCUAGAUAUCUAUUCUCCUCAAUCAAAAAACAAAUACUGACAGCAGAAUUUGUUCUCUUGUACUCAUGUAGGAAUAUCAAUUCCAGCUUUCUCUGAACUGUACCAUAGUUAAUUACAAUUAAAGUAUUUUUGUUACACAAAUAAUUUUGUCUUGUGUGGUUAGGUGUGUCAACAUGACAAAUACACCUGCGUGGCUAGGUGUGUCAACAUGACAAACACACCUGUGUGGUUAGGUGUCAACAUGACAAACACACAUGUGCGGCUAGGUGUGUCACCAUGACAAACACACCUGUGUGGUUAGGUGUGUCAACAUAACAAACACACCUGUGUGGUUAGGUGUGUCAACUUGACAAAUACACCUGUGUGGCUAGGUGUGUCAACAUGACAAACACACCUGUGUGGUUAGAUGUGUCAACAUGACAAAUACACAUGUGUGGCUAGGUGUGUCAACAUGACAAAUACACCUGUGUGGCUAGGUGUGUCAACAUGACAAACACACCUGUGUGGUUAGGUGUGUCAACAUGAUAAACACACCUGUGUGGUUAGGUGUGUCAACUUGACAAAUACACCUGUGUGGCUAGGUGCCUAAACAGCAGAAUACCAACAAAUAAUCAAUAAAUAUCCAAUAACUUUGGGUAGAUAUGACUUUCUAACCCAUGAAAACUUGACUACAGGCCUCUGCUGUUGGCAGAUUGAGCCGAUUUCAGCUUUGCAUUUAUUUAUUCCAGAAAAAAUACAGAGUUUUGACAAAUUUGGCUUUUUAUUUGAACUAACUGACCCCAUUUUCAAUUUCCUCUUUUCCAUAAUUGUGUCUAAACACAUCUGUGACGUAAAGUGAAUCCUUACAAAUUAUUGUCUCUGAAUCUUUGCCUUCUAUUUCCAAUUUUCAUUUUAAGAUGAUUAACUAUUUGUACAAUUUCUUUCUGUUUGCAGUGCUGAAAUAAUUAAUGAGAGUCUAAGAGAAGAACAAGAGUUUGAAAGUAAACAAAGAAUUCUUACAAAAAGACUAAAAACUGUAAGUCACCUAAACAAUAAUGUGUUUGGGUUAGGUGAUCUUGACAGUAUUGUGUUAACCCACGAACUGUAGUCCGCCAGUCUAAUCGGCUGAUUUCCUCUUUCGGCCAAUAAAAUCUGCCAAUAAAAAUUGCGUUGAAAGAAUAAGCUCCAGUCCAAUAUUUUACAAAUAAAACUACUUCCUUUUAAUAAUAAAUAAACUUCCAUUUUUCGCUCCUCUGUUUUUAAAAAAAUUUUGUGAGUUAUUUUUUACAACAAUCUUUAUCAAGCAAAUUUGUGUAAGUAGAUUUUCGUGAAAUGGAUGAGACCAUAGCUGGGCCAUCUGGCUUACAAAAUAAAUCAAUUAGGAAUCUUUUUUAUAAUUCUUAUUCAGAAGAUGAUUUUCCAAUCACACACGUAGACAAUGAUAAUUCCAAAUAUUUUUCUAGUGGGUCAUAAAGUUAAAGUUCAGACAAUUAUUUAGACUGAGGCCUAGAACGAGUAUGUGUUGCAGCCACAGCAUGACUCGUUCAAAACUAUGUUGCAGAUUAUUUUGUACCAACAAAAAAUAAUUGGCUGUUGUUCUAUAUAUGUUUUCUUAUGUUUCAUUUUAUGGAUUAAGUAUUUAUAUAGCAGGUAAUUAAAUUUUAUUUGUUUCAUUCUAUUUAGUAACGUUUAUAUUGUUUAUGUAAUUGUUUGUAACUUGAACGUAAUUAUGGGUAUCGGAAGAAUUUUUAAAAAAAUCUAUUAAUAACUAAAACAUAUACAAAUAAUACAUUCUCUGAAAGAUAUAUAAAAAUGUUAUCAUAUUAUAUAAACAUUAUAAUAAUAUGCCUUUAAAAAAUUGUAGUUUGAGCUACUUGAAAAUACAAAUUUUCAUUAUUUUCUUUAUUCUUGGUCACUCCAAGGUCAAGGUCACAGUCAGCGAGUAUAAAAUAUCAUUAAAAAAUAGCUAGUAUGAUUCCCUACUCAGUUUACUUUCAAAUAAUAUAUACUUUAUGGGGUCAAGCUAUAGUAUUUGCAUGUGAAAAAUCCCCCUUUUCAAAGGUACUCAAAAAGCUCCUAAGUCCCAGCACAGCACAGAAACAUAACAUACACCGUACAUGGGUUAAGCUUGUCUGCAAAUUACCAAGAACCUUUCUACAAAAUAGGUUAGGGUUAGGGUUUGGUGAUCUUAACAGUAUUGUGUUGAGCUUGUUGGCAUAUUACCAUGAACCUUUCUACUGCCCAUGAUACUAGGUUAACAAGUUAGACAAGAACAAAAUCUGUCAUUACCUAGAACUUUUUUUUUUAAUACAAAUAUCAUCAAGUUAAAAGUGAUUUCGAUUUAUAGUUUUAAAGCUAGUCACAGACUGUGCUAUAAUCAGUGGAAAGAAUAGUUGCUAUGCUAAUCCCAAACUGUGCUCUAAGUGGUGGAAAGUAUAGUUGCUAUGCUAGUCCCACACUGCUAUAAGUAGUGGAAAUUAUAGUUGCUAUGCUAGUCCCAGACUGCUAUAAGUGGUGGAAAGUAUAGUUGCUAUGCUAGUCCCAGACUGCUUUAAGUGGUGGAAAGUAUAGUUGCUAUGCUAGUCACAGACUGCUGUAAGUGGUGGAAAGUAUAGUUGCUAUGCUAGUCCCAGACUGCUAUAAGUGGUGGAAAGUAAAGUUGCUAUGCCAGUCCCAGACUGCUAUAAGUGGUGGAAAGUAUAGUUGCUAUGCUAGUCCCAGACUGGUAUAAGUGGUGGAAAGUAUAGUUGCUAUGCUAGUCCCAGACUGUGAUAUAAGAGGUGGAAAGUAUAGUUGCUAUGAUAGUCCCAGACUGCUAUAAGUGGUGGAAAGUAUAGUUGCUAUGCUAGUCCCAGACUGUGAUAUAAGAGGUGGAAAGUAUAGUUGCUAUGCUAGUCCCAGACUGCUAUAAGUGGUGGAAAGUAUAGUUGCUAUGCUAGUCCCAGACUGCUAUAAGUGGUGGAAAGUAUAGUUGCUAUGCACCAACUUCAGAAUUUAAUGACGAAGAGGUGGUCGACUUCUACCAUCAGCUCCAGGAUGUGCUAAACCAAACCCCCAAGAAAGACGUUCUUGUUGUUCAAGGUGAUUGGAAUGCCAAAAUAAGCGAAGACGCCUAUGAAAACUGGAAAGGAACUUGUGGACACCACUGUAACGCAACUUCAAACGAGAGAGGUCUGAGGCUUUUGGAAUUCGCCAGCUUCAACGAACUCAUUCUGGCCAACACAUUGGGUGCACAUAAAAUGUCCAUGAAAACCACAUGGCACAGCCCCAAUGGGAAACACCACAACCAGAUUGACUACAUCAUGUUGCAAACACGCUUCCGGUCUAGUAUAAACAUUGCCAAGACUCACAGCUUCCCUGGAGCUGACAUUGGAAGCGACCAAGAUCUAAUCAUGAUGAGCUUUAGGGAAAUACAAGAAUCAAACAGGGAAAUACCAGAAUCAAAUUCGACCUUGAAAAGCUGAAGGAUCCCAAAGGAGCAGAAGCCUUCCAAGCAGUAAUAAGAGGAAAAUUUGCAGCGCUUAACAUCAUAGAUGCCGACUGUUCAGACAUGGACACAUUGAUUGAUAAGUUCAACACAGCUGUGACAAACACAGCUCACGACAUCCUUGGUAAAUAUCGACCAACCCAAAAACCAUGGGUGACAGCUGACAUCCUUGAUCUGUGUGAUAAACGGAGACAGUUAAAGAAAACAAAGAUGGUAGACACAGAGGCAGCAAAAUAAUAUAGGACAGUUAAUCAAGCCAUCAAAAAAGGUAUGAGGAGGGCAAAGAAGAACUGGAUUGAAGAGCAAUGCUACGACAUUGAAAACUGCUUUAAGAAUAACAACAGCAACAAGGCAUACCAGUUGGUGAAAGAACUAACCACUGCAAAACAAGGUCGUACUACUUCUUCUUCUUCUAUAUAUUAAGGGCCCACGAUCAAUUCAUUGAUCAUUUUGGCUCCUAUACAUGUAGAGGGGAUUUGCAAUGUUUCUGUGCCUGGUGUUGAUGAAGACAUUUCACUGAUUUCCAGUGCCACUUUCUGAGGGAAUCAUGCGCUGGGGGUUUGAAGGCCUGAGGCAAUAGACACAAAAGAGUCUAGUGUUGUCGCCUCAACUGUUCCUUUUGAAAGCUUGCUCCAGUCCCUGAUUGUCUUGGGCAGGAAUGAGCAGUUCCUAUACUGGCUUCUUGCUGGUAUGAGCCUGAAUUGCCUGUCAUGGCCUUGUCACUGUCUAUGGGAGAGAGGGAUGAGUUUCUGUUUAAUACUGGACCAGUAGACCAGCCCAUUAAUCAUCUUGUACAUAAUGGAGAGCCUGGAUUGUCAUCGGCGUUCAUCCGAUGGUGACCAGCCUAGUGUUUCCAACAUUCCUAAAGCGGUUCAGGACAAAGCGUGCUGCCUGUCGCUGGAACGCCUCCAACCUGUCAAUGCUCUUCUGGGUAAAUGGGUCCCAGACUGAAGAUGCAUAAUCUAAAACUGGACGGACAAAGGCUUUAUAUGCUCUUUCUUUCACACAUAAGUUGCCAAUCUUUAGAUUAGGCCUUAAGAACCCCAGGGUCUUGUUUGCUUGGUUACAUACAUUGUUAAUAUGCUCGUCCCAGCGGACCUCUCUUUGAAUGGUAAAAUCCAGCUACUUUACGGAGGAAACUGGCUCAAGUAUAUGGCCGUGCAGUUUGUAUUGGUAGUGUACAGGAUAAAAAUAGUAAAUGUUUGACCGAGGAAAAUGUUAUCCUAAAAAGAUGGACUGAAUAUUGAAUAUAAAGAUAGACCCAGAGAUCCUUAAUGUCCCUCCAGCAACAGACAAUGAUAACUACCCUUUUCUCCAAGCAGAAGUAGAAACAGCAGUCCAAGCACUCCAAAUAAGAAAGGCCGCCGGGAGUGGAUAACGUCCCUGCCGAGUUGGUGAAACAGGGAGGAGAAGCAAUGAAAAGUGCCCUAUUCAAUAUUUGUAACAAAAUACGGCUGACAGGGGAAUGGCCCAAACCAUGGACCCAAUCGCUCAUCAUCACCCUCCCCAAGAAAGGUAACCUACAACUAUGCCAAAACUAUCGCACUAUUAGCCUAAUAAGCCAUCCAAGCAAGGCCAUGCUGAAGGUCAUAUUGAACCGACUAUGACCAUAUGCCGACAUAAUCAUUGCUGAAGAACAGGCGGGCUUCAGGCAAGGACGUGGCACUACUGAGCAGAUCGUAAACCUCCGAACACUAUGUGAGAAAUUUACUCAAUACCAACAAAACCUAUACCACGUCUAUGUGGAUUUCAAGAAGGCAUUUGACAGGGUUUGGCAUGCUGCUUUAUGGGCUACCAUGAGGCACUACAUCAACACAAACCAAAUCAGAAUGAUAUGCAACCUCUAUGAUAAGGCCACCAGUGCAGUCUUCUUCGACAAUAACAUAGGAGAAUUGUUCAAGACCACGGUUGGAGUACAACAAGGCUGCUUGCUGUCCCCACCCUGUUCAACAUCUUCCUAGAGAGAAUUAUGUCAGAUGCUCUGGAAGCACACAAAGGGACAGUCAGCAUUGGUGGCAUAAAUAUCACCAACCUACACUUUGCAGAUGACAUAGAUGGACUGGCUGGGAACGAAGAAGAGCUAGUCAACCUAGUAAAGCGUCUCGACAAGACUUCAUCAUCCUAUGGCAUGCAAAUCAGUGCAGAAAAUGCCUGCGAAUCCUGGACAUUAACAGCAGAACUUGAAAGGAUAAUAAAGGCCAUGGAGAUGAGAUGUUUCAGAAGCAUUUUUGGCAUCUGCUACAGGGACCCUAUCUCCAAUGAUCAAGUGAAAGAAAGGGUUCAUCAGGUAAUUGGGCAGUACUAUGACCUCCUGGUGACUGUAAAAAAGCGCAAACUACAACAAGGAAACAAAGGAUAGCCAAAGAAAUCAUGCAGGGCACCACAAAAGGAGGGAGAAGAAGACUAAGAAAAAGAUGGGACGAUAACAUCAAUCUACUAGUCAUUCACUCUAAGUCAUUAAACACUGUUUACUUUUCACAGCUGAAACAGGACAUUGCUCAUCAACUGGCAAAAACAGGAGUAUAUGAGGAGAGAAGAGUCAACCUUUUCAAAGGUAUGCUGCUUUUGAUAUUACACAUUCAGUUUUAGCUACUACAUUAAAAUACCAGUGCAUGGUAAGAAAUUUAGAAAACUGGUUACUUAAGGAUGAGUUGCCAUCACUGCUAGUACUUCUUAUUGUCACUGUUAGUACUUCUUAUGGUCACUGCUAGUACUUCUUAUGGUCACUGCUAGUAUUCUUAUGUCACUGCUAGUACUUCUUAUUGUCACUGCUAGUACUUCUUAUGGUCACUGCUAGUACUUCUUAUGGUCACUGCUUGUACUUCUUAUAUUCACUGCUAGUACUUCUUAUUGUCACUGCUAGUAAUUCUUAUUGUCACUGCUAGUACUUCUUAUGGUCACUGCUAGUACUUCUUAUUGUCACUGCUAGUACUUCUUAUGGUCACUGCUAGUACUUCUUAUGGUCACUGCUUGUACUUCUUAUGGUCACUGCAAGUACUUCUUAUUGUCACUGCUAGUACUACUUAUUGUCACUGCUAGUACUUCUUAUGGUCACUGCUAGUACUUCUUAUGGUCACUGCUAGUACUUCUUAUGGUCACUGCUAGUACUUCUUAUGGUCACUGCUAGUAUUUCUUAUUGUCACUGCUAGUAAUUCUUAUUCUCACUGCUAGUACUUCUUAUUGUCACUGCUAGUACUUCUUAUGGUCACUGCUAGUACUUCUUAUGGUCACUGCUAGUACUUCUUAUGGUCACUGCUAGUAUUCUUAUGUCACUGCUAGUACUUCUUAUGGUCACUGCUAUCACUUAUUAUCACUGCUAGAACUUCUUAUCCUCAAAGACCACAACUUAUUGACAAAGACCAUUCCUUAUAGUCAAACACCCCAUAAUCAGACACCACUCCUUAUCAUCAGACACCACUCCUUAUUGUCAGACACCACCUCUAUUUGCCCUAAAACCACUGUCUUUGUCUCUGCUUAUUUUGCUCUUUAUGUUUUUUUAGAUCUUAAAGAGAAGGAGAAGAUUAAAGAGGAAGAGGCUUUGUAUGUAGGUCAGUUGGAUAGUCAGUAAGUGCAUCAUUAAUUUUUUUUUUAAAGAUCUCUUUAAAUAUUUUUAAUUAGACCUUCACAAAUAGCUGGUACUAAGUGUGUGCCUAUAAUUAAAUGAAAAGAGAAAAUUUACAUUUUUAAAUGUUUGCUUUUGGUCUGUCAAUGCCAGUCCACUAUUUGUAUGAAAUAAGAAACUACCUUUAUUGUCCUAACCCCGCCUCUUCUUUCAUUUGGAUGCCGAGGGGCUUGCUCAGUAAGGGCCUACAGGUUGGUUCAUUAAAACCUACAGGUUGGUCCAGUAAGAACCCACAGGUUGGUCCAGUAAGGGCCUACAGGUUGGUCCAGUAAGGGCCUACAGUUUGAUCCAGUAAGAAACUACAGGUUGGUCCAGUAAAGGCCUUUGGGUUGGUCCAGUAAGGGCCUACAGGUUGAUCCAGUAAAGGCUUACAGUUUGGUCCAGUAAGAACCUACAGGUUGGUCCAGUAAGAACCCACAGGUUGGUCCAGUAAGGGCCUACAGGUUGGUUCAUUAAAGGCCUACAGUUUGUUCCAGUAAGGGCCUACAGUUUGGUCCAGUAGGAACCUACAGGUUGGUCCAGUAAGGGCCUACAGUUUGGUCCAGUAAGAACCUACAGGUUGGUCCAGUAAGAACCUACAGGUUGGUCCAGUAAGGACCUUCAGGUUGGUCCAGUAACAACCUACAGUUUGGUCCAGUAAAAAUGUACAGGUUGGUCCAGAAAGCACCUAGUUCGGUCCAGUAAGAACCUACAGGUUGGUCAAGUAGGAAACUACAGGUUGGUCCAGUAAGAACCUACAGGUUAGACCAGUAAGGACCUACAGUUUGGUCCAGUAAGAACUUACUGGUUGGUCCAGUAAGGGCCUACAGGUUGAUCCAGUAAAGGCUUACAGUUUGGUCCAGUAAGAACCUACAGGUUGGUCCAGUAACAACCCACAGGUUGGUCCAGUAAGGGCCUACAGGUUGGUUCAUUAAAGGCCUACAGUUUGUUCCAGUAAGGGCCUACAGUUUGUUCCAGUAAGGGCCUACAGUUUGGUCCAGUAGGAACCUACAGGUUGGUCCAGUAAGGCCCUACAGUUUGGUCCAGUAAGAACCUACAGGUUGGUCCAGUAAGAACCUACAGGUUUGUCCAGUAAGGACCUUCAGGUUGGUCCAGUAACAACCUACAGUUUGGUCCAGUAAAAAUGUACAGGUUGGUCCAGAAAGCACCUAGUUCGGUCCAGUAAGAACCUACAGGUUGGUCAAGUAGGAAACUACAGGUUGGUCCAGUAAGAACCUACAGGUUAGUCCAGUAAGGACCUACAGUUUGGUCCAGUAAGAACUUACUGGUUGGUCCAGUAAGGGCCUACAGGUUGAUCCAGUAAAGGCCAACAGUUUGUUCCAGUAAGGGCCUACAGUUUGGUCCAGUAGGAACCUACAGGUUGGUCCAGUAAGGGCCUACAGUUUGGUCCAGUAAGAACCUACAGGUUGGUCCAGUAAGGGCCUACAGUUUGGUCCAGUAAGAACAUACAGGUUGGUCCAGUAAGGGCCUACAGUUUGGUCCAGUAAGAACCUACAGGUUGGUCAAAAGAGAAGAUACAGGUUGGUCCAGUAAGAACCUACAAGUUGGCCCAGUAGGCCCAGUAAGGGCCUACAGGUAGGUCCAGUAGAAACCUACAGGUUGGUCCAGUAAGAACCUACAGGUUGGUCCAGUAAGGCCCUACAGGUUGGUCAAGUAAGGGCCUACAGUUUGGUCCAGUAAGAACCUACAGGUUGGUCCAGUAAGGGCCUACAGUUUGGUCCAGUAAGAACAUACAGGUUGGCCCAGUAAGGGCCUACAGGUUGUCCAGUAAGAACCUACAGGUUGGUCCAUUAAGAACCUACAGGUUGGUCCAGUAAUGGCUUACAGCUUGGUCCAGUAAGAACUACAGGUUAGUCCAGUAAGGGCCUACAGGUUGGUCCAGUAAAGGCCUACUGUUUGGUCCAGUAAGGGUCAACAGGUUGGUCCAAAAAGAACAUACAGGUUGGUCCAGUAAGGGCCUACAGGUUGCGUCUUUUAUGAACAUGCCAAAACAUGAUUUCCCUAUGAUAAAUUGACCUGGCAAGUGUUGCCUUGUCAGUUAUUGGUCAUCAUAGAUGUAAAAUUGACAGAUGUAGUUUUCUUAAGUUGUAAAUGUUUAAUUGAUUUCUGAUCUCCCAUUUAUUGCUAUACAGGCUUCAAAUAACUAAAAGAAACCUAAGUGAAAAAGCCGAAGAUGUGGGUAGAAUGCAAGCAGAGAACAUAGAAAUAUCACAGGAACUGAUAGAGCUUGAAGAAUCGCACAAGUAAGCUUUUCUUAUCUAGCUCAUUGCUUAGUGCUUGACCCUUUAACCCACGAACUGUCGCCGGCCGAUUUCUUCUUCCAAUAAUGUGUUGGCCGAUAAAAAUUGAUUAAUUUUCCCCAGAAAUUAACAAAAAUUUCAAUAAGUAUUUCCAGCAUUGAAUGAAUUUAAGAAAAAAAUUCUUCAAAAUGCACAAGUAAAUUAUUUUACCAGGCAACCAAAGCAACCAAAGCUUUGACCUAACCUGUUACAGUAUUGACAUAACCUGUGACACAACUCGGUACUGAACCCACGAACCGUCCACUGUAUUAUUCUGUACUGUGCGGGAAAUUUAGAGCUUUUUGGGUGCCUUUGUAAAAUGUGAUUGUUGACAUGCAAAUACCAUAGCUAGACCCCACAAAGCAUACAUUUAUUGAAAUUAGUGGGGAAUCAUAGUGGCUUUUUUUAAAAUAAUAAUUUAUACUCGCUGACCGUGACCUUGGAGUGGCCAAGAAUAAAAAAAAUAAUGAAACAUUUUCUUUUCGCAUACCUUAAACUACAAUUUUUUAAAGGCAUAUUAUUAUAAUGUUUAUAUAAUUAUUUAUCUUUCAUAAAAUGUAUUCUAAUGGUAUUAUAAUUAAUUUUAAUAUGCCAAUUAUUACGAAUUAUCAGAGCUACCAGUAAAGCCAAUCUGUCAAAGGUUUAAUUAUUGUCAGUGCUACAAGUAAAGUCAGUCUGUCAUAGAUUUAAUUAUUGUCAGUGUUAUAAAUAAAGUCAAUCUGUCAUAGAUUUAAAUAUUGUCAGUGUUACAAGUAAAGUUAAUCUGUCAUUUAUUUAGCCAUUUUUACACAUUGUCCUUUUUUAAAGAUGGCCUCCUUUCUUAGACUAUCAGUAGCAAACAGGUUUCUUUGGUCAUCACUUAGGUGUUAGGGUUAGCCUCCUUUCUUAGACUAUCAGUAGCAACUAGGUUUCUUUGGUCAUCACUUAGGUGUUAGGGUUAGCCUCCUUUCUUAGACUAUCAGUAGCAACCAGGUUUCUUUGGUCAUCACUUAGGUGUCUUUCUUCAAGCCAUCAGGACGCAGCACUCCUUACUUACAUCAUUAAUACACAGCUAUCCUUACUUACAUCAUUAAUACCAGUAAGAGCCAUCAUUACAUUUUAUAAAGUAUUUUAUACUUAAAACUUUGUUUUUAGAGGUCGUUUAAUCUUAGAUUAAAUGCACAUUCCUUGUUUGGAAUCAUAUUGUAUUUAGUUGCAAAAAGCAUGAAAUUAAAAAAAUGUGUUGGGGUAUCCAGGUCUGUGAUGCGUGUAUAUUGUAUCUUUUAAUUGUAUUUCAGGGCAGUUUUAGCUCAAUUAAAUAACCAAAUAGAAGAACAAAAAGAUUUGUUAUCAAGAGAAAGAAAUGAGAGGUAAGUAUAUUUUAGUUCCUUGUACUAUAGUAGUUCUGCAGUUGCUCUUUUUUGCAAAAAAUACAAUGACCACUACUUGUUUUCUAAAAAUUAAAAACUAUUUAUUUGUUGUGAUAUUUUUUCCUUUGAUGCAUUCAUCAAGAAGAAAGAGCAGGAAAGUCAUCAUCUUGGAAAUAAGAAAAGAGCAAGCCAAUGUGACCUACUUUCUUAGUGUGCCACAUUUCAGCUCUUCCCAUUUCUACUGAAGUUGCAAGUUUGAACAUUGAAGAGGCUGGACCCUUUGCUAACAUUUUUAUUAUGCUUUGAAUAUUGAACUGAAACACAUGGUAGACGUAGGUUUUAAAUAUAAACUUUAAUUAUAAUUUUUUUGCACUAAAAUUUGUAAAAAGAAAACAAAAAAACAAGACUGUGACAAAUAUUUGUUUGUACAGGAUGGAACUUCAACAAAAUAAAGAUGAAGUUGGAAAAAAACUACAGGAGAUAAAAAUUGAACAACAGGUUUUUAUGAAAUCAGUUACAGAAGCUAUUCAAGAAGGAAAAAAGCAACAUGUCCAACUAUCAAAUGAGGUAAAAGCUGACAAGAUUCAGUUUAUAAGAUUGUUUAAGUGCAAGAUUCAGUUUUUUUUUCGAUUGUUUAAUGUGUAAAUUUAAGUUCAAAACAUAUGUAAUGUUCAGUUAGAUAGUUAAUAUUCAGAUUGUUAGACAUGUAAGGUUGAGUUGUUUUUUUUUUUUAGAUAUUUAAGAUUUAGUCUCUUAAACAAUGCACUCAAUUUUUUAGAUAUUUAAAUAUUUAAGUUAUUCCAUUUAUAUGUAUAGAUAUUCUUUACGUUCUCAUCUCAGUGAUUGCUUUAAAUAUUAUUGUAAUCACCAGUUUUGUUGUAUCUUUUGUUAGGGUGUGCAGCUUCAAAGGGAAGUCAUUGAAGAUGAAGAAUUAAUAAAACAAACAGAAGAAAAACUCAAGAGCUGUUUGCAGUGUUACGAAGAAAUGUUCAAUACAUUUCAAUACAGAGUAAAUACAAUAGAGGUAAUUGCUCACUUGUGUAUUUGCCUCACUCACUCCUUCAAUAAUAACAGAUACAGAUUAAUACCUUUCGUUUUUUUCUUGUUAUGAGUGUUUGUGGAAGAAGGCUUUAGCAAAAAAUAGCCAUUGUUAUUUUGUUUUAUAUUUAAAGCUACCCCAUGUCUUGUUCUUAAUAUUCCCAAUAGUCUUCCAGUACCUGCCCAAAUAGUUGUGGAGGUGAAUAGUUCAACUAAAGGCUUAUGAGUAUUUGGUGUUCUCCAGCCCCCAAAAAUCACACCUCCUCCUCCCCCCCCCCCCCCCCCCCCCCCCCAGACUGUUUCUUGUUUUAUACUAAAAAGUCCCUCAAAUCUUUAUAGUCUUCCCGUACCUGCCCCAAUAGUUGUGGAGGUGAAUAGUUCAACUAAAGGCUUAUGAGUAUUUGGUGUUCUCCAGCUCCCAAAAAUCACACCUCCUCCUCCCCCCUCCCCACCCCCCCCCCCCCAGACUGUUUCUUGUUUUAUACUAAAAAGUCCCUCAAAUCUUCAUAGGUCAUUGUAUCAGAUUGUAUUUAUUUUGAACAAAAGAAUUUUUUUUACUUUGUAAAAUAAUUUAAAAUUGUUACUUUAAUUUUUUUUGAGAGAUUCUUUCAUAAAGGGAAAAAUGAUGACCCAUUUUUCAGAUUGCUCUUUAAAUUAAAGUUUAAUUCAGGAUGAUUUAAUACAUUUAAUAUUUCAAAUUCUUUAAUAUCAACAAAUGUUAAAGUUUGUCUGAAAAACUAUAAAUACCAGCUGGCACUCCAUGGCUUUACUGAUACACUGGCGACAGAAAACAUGCAUUUACAUCCCAUGGCCAAAACAAACGUGCAUUUACUUCACAUGGCGAAAACAAACAUGAAUUUACCGUGAUGUACAUGAAUAAGAAAAAUGAAUUCAUUAAAUUGAACGAAUUAAACACUAUAUUUUAUGCGUUUAAAGCUAAUAAAAGUAUUUAUCAAGCAAUAACGUUAAAUAGACUUAUUACAACGCGCGAAAUUGUAACAAUGUGCAACUUAAUUUUAUACAUAUAUUAUGAAUAUAAAUAAACACUGGAACAAGAUAUGCUUAGGAUUGAAAAAAAAUUGACAGGAAAAUAUAAGAAUGUUUCGGCUAAACACCUUCUUCAGUUGACAAGACAAAACAAGAAACAACAAAUGGAAAUUAAAAACUUAUGUGAUCAAAAUGUGGUUCUCUUUGCUUCUGUUUAGAAAUGAAAACCAAAUUAUGAAUGUGUUGAUUUCAAUGAAUAUAAAUAUUUUUUUUUUGGAUUUAUUUCAAGACAAAAAUAUGUGAAAUGCAAUCAAAGAUGUUAGAACAAAAAAGCAAACUAUCUGAGGAGACGCCCAUAUUUCAACAUAUGCAGGAGUUUUUUGAAAAAAGAAAUGCAGACUAUGACCUUAAAAAGAAAUCUCUUGUUGGUGAGUUACAAAAUAACAAGAUUAGGAUUAAAUAAGGAUGAAUGCUUUUCAAUAUCAAAAGAUCAAAAAGGGGUCUUUUACAGAAUGAGUGAAGAUAUUGUAGGGCGACCACAUUUUAUAGAAUAGUAAACAUAUGAAAGUUUAAUGUCAUGAUAAGCAAAAACCCCUGGAAGUUGUCAGUCUAUCAUAAAGAUGCUGAAAUUUGUCAGUCUAUCAUAAAGAUGCUGAAAUUUGUCUGUCGAUCAUAAAGAUGCUGAAUUAUUUCCAAGUGAAGUAGAUGGCAAUAUAGAUGGCAAUAUUUCUGGCAGCCAAGCAAGUUAAGCAGACUGUCAUUAGAUGUGAUUGGAAAUAAACUUCCCUUUCAGUUAGUGUUUAUGAUGGAUUGAUGGAUUUUUUAUUUGCAACUGACGGUUACUGACAGAUGUAGAUUUAUUAAAGCUUGUUUUUAAUUUUCAAUCUUUGCUCAAACCUGAGACAAAACAUCAAGGAUAACUCUGUAGUAGUCUCCUUCAGAAGGAUAACUCUGUUUGUUGUAGUCUCCUUCAGAAGGAUAACUCUGUUUGUUGUAGUCUCCUUCAGAAGGAUAACUCUGUCAGUAGUAGUCUCCUUCAGAAGGAUAACUCUGUUUAUAGUUAAGUAUCAUACUGUCAUUCACAGUAUCACACAGUCAUUAAAAGUAUCACACAGUUAUUUAAAGUAUCAUACUUAAAAGAAGAUAUCUUAAUUUUCAAUCAAUUGAUUAUUUUCAGGUUUAAAGAACAAAAGAUUUGGUUUGGAAGAUGAUUUAAAGCGAGCAAGAAAAGACAGAGAUGAGCUGAAAUUACCACAGGUAUAUAGCAGAAGGUUAGGGUUAGGUUUAUAGCAGCAGGUUUACCAGUCACUUAUUAUUUAGUUUUUAAUCAUUAAAUUAAUUUAGAUAGGGAAAGGUUACAAUAGCUUAUUGAUCUGGGCCAUUUCCUCAGCAUUCAAAGCAACAGAUGAACUUCUGUAUUUUAACUUCAGCUUCAUUUCAGCCUCAGUCUUAACAUGUGCUUUAUUAUCAGCCAUGGUCUUAUUUUGAACUUAAUUAUCAGCCAUGGUCUUAAUAUGAGCUUCACUUUCAUCAGCCACGGUCUUAAUAUGAGCUUCAUUAUCAGCCAUGGUCUUAUUAUCCUUGCUAUGCUAAAACAUACAUUGAAGAAAUCUUGUAUUGUCAAAUAAUUUUGUGGAGUUAAGCUGUUUUUUCUAUAUUUCUUAUCAAUAAAGAUAAAGUAAGUCAAACUGAAGAGAGAUAAUUGUCUUGUCAAGGCAUGAGUAUAGUCAUACAUAACCACCCAUCAUGCAAGUUUGAACUUUUAUCAAUUUUGGGACCGCACUCUCUCUAAAACCACCCAGAACUAUUUAAUUAUUCAAUCUCAUGAUUUUAAUAUUCUUUUGGUUGUUCUAGUCUCUGUUGCUGGUCAAGGAAAUCUAAGAUCAAACUUGAAACUCUUAACUAAAGACACAAUAUUCUUUUGGUUGUUCUAGUCUCUGUUGCUGGUCAAGGAAAUCUAAGAUCAAACUUGAAACUCUUAACUAAAGACACAAUAUUCUUUUGGUUGUUCUAGUCUCUGUUGCUGGUCAAGGAAAUCUAAGAUCAAACUUGAAACUCUUAACUAAAGACACAAUAAUCUUUUGGUUGUUCUAGUCUCUGUUGCUGGUCAAGGAAAUCUAGGAUCAAACUUGAAACUCUUAACUAAAGACGCAAUAUUCUUUUGGUUGUUCUAGUCUCUGUUGCUGGCCAAGGAAAUCUAAGAUCAAACUUGAAACUCUUAACUAAAGACACAAUAUUCUUUUGGUUGUUCUAGUCUCUGUUGCUGGUCAAGGAAAUCUAAGAUCAAACUUGAAACUCUUAACUAAAGACGCAAUAUUCUUUUGGUUGUUCUAGUCUCUGUUGCUGGUCAAGGAAAUCUAAGAUCAAACUUGAAACUCUUAACUAAAGACGCAAUAUUCUUUUGGUUGUUCUAGUCUCUGUUGCUGGUCAAGGAAAUCUAAGAUCAAACUUGAAACUCUUAACUAAAGACGCAAUAUUCUUUUGGUUGUUCUAGUCUCUGUUGCUGGUCAAGGAAAUCUAAGAUCAAACUUGAAACUCUUAACUAAAGACGCAAUAUUCUUUUGGUUGUUCUAGUCUCUGUUGCUGGUCAAGGAAAUCUAAGAUCAAACUUGAAACUCUUAACUAAAGACGCAAUAUUCUUUUGGUUGUUCUAGUCUCUGUUGCUGGUCAAGGAAAUCUAAGAUCAAACUUGAAACUCUUAACUAAAGACACAAUAAUCUUUUGGUUGUUCUAGUCUCUGUUGCUGGUCAAGGAAAUCUAAGAUCAAACUUGAAACUCUUAACUAAAGACACAAUAUUCUUUUGGUUGUUCUAGUCUCUGUUGCUGGUCAAGGAAAUCUAAGAUCAAACUUGAAACUCUUAACUAAAGACGCAAUAAUCUUUUGAAGAUUUGUUUCCAUUUUUUCAAGUCAUUUAAAUCUUGACAACUCAGGGGAAAAAGUGAAAUGUUAUCUGGUGUCAGUGCCAUUGUGUCAACACUGACAACAUCACAGAAGAAAAACAAAAACAAUAAUAGACUGUAAUAAAUGUGGACCUGAGGAAGGAUGUAAAUGUGUGAUAGCAAGUUCAAGGUCUUAUACAUAACUCAUUUGGUAUAGAUUUGUUAAAAUCCCAUGAAAGCUUAUACGUUCUUUUAAAAUUUUCUAGUUUUAAAUCUUAUACCAGAUAUCUUUAUAGCAUUUUUGGUCAGCAGAUUAGCCUAUUAAAAGGUCAUACAAGGCUGAUGAUUAUUCAGUGACAGUCUGUCAAUUACCCAUUAUUUGCCAAAUAAUUUGUGUGCAACCCUGUUUUUUGGCAAUCUUUGAAACAUUUUUUCUCCUGUCAUCCUCUGGAUAGAAUUUACUGGUCAAUAGUUAGGUUAGGAUAAUGGGGGUGGUGGUGGAGACUGCAAUCAUGUUAGGUAAAAGGAAAUAAGUAGCAACAGGUAGGGGAAAACCUGAAAAAUAGGUAAAAUAAAGCAAUGAAGUUUAUAUGUCUUAGGUAACUCUUCAAAACAAUUUGAAAGACUUCCGUAAUCAAGUGAUUGAACAGAUAAACAUUCAAGGCAAAAGUCUGCAGGACAUGGAACAGUUGAUUUUUCUAGCUGGGUGCCAAAUGAAGAUGAUUAUGGAGGAAAAUCAAAGACUGGAAAUGGUUAGUCAUAUUUAUUAUUAUGUUUUACACUAGAUAAAGAUUUGAUACUAUGUUUCCAUAAUAUAUCCCACAUUUAUAAUCAUAAUAAAACAAUAUUAUAAUUGACAUAUUUAAAAAUAAACUACAUCAUACGAUUUACAUAAGUGUAUCAUUUAAAAAGAAGAUGAAAGGUAUCUCAAAAUGUAUUAAGAGAUUUUGCAUACAACUGAAAUGAUACAAGUUUGUAGCUUGCAUACUACUGAAUUGAUACAAGUGUGUAGUGUGAUUCAAAUAUAGUGAUACAAGUGUGUAGAGUGAUACCAUUGAAAUGAUACAAAUGUGUAGCGCGAUACAAGAGCGAUAAAAGUAUGAUACAAAUGAAGUGAUACAAGUGGGAUACAGAUGUGAUGCUAGAGUGUUUGUGUGAUAAAUUUUUGACAAAUGUGAACAUCCUUAAAAAUAUGAUUGCCUUUUAGUAUUAAUAAGAUAAAACAAGAUUCUUUUAUAAGAUAAGAUUUUUUAUUGAUCCAAAAAAAUAAGAAUUGUUUUUUGAUUAGACUGUACACAUUCAUUUUCAGCACAUAAAUAAAUACAUUUUCUUUGUUAAAAUAUGUCAUAUUUUAACCAAGACAACAUUUUACAAUUAGAACAAUUUAAACACAAGACAUCUGAAGUAUUUCUCUAAUGUAAAAAUGAGCCAUCAUAUACAACAACAAAAAAGAAAAAAAAAAAGGCUCAUUUGGUAAUAAUAAUGAGUUAAAUAGUGAUAAUGAUAAUUAAGAUUUCAUGAGUGCCAGGGGAAAAAAGGGGGUGGGUGGACACCACACUGGUAAAUUCUUACAUACUAGGGACAUUUUUGUGAUGAAGGGGGUGGGAUGUGAUCUUAAGUAUCUGUGAUGAAGGGGUGGGAUGUGAUCUUAAUUAUCUGUGAUGAAGGGGGUGGGAUGUGAUCUUAAAUAUCUGUGAUGAAGGGGGUGGGGAUGUGAUCUUAAGUAUCUGUGAUGAAGGGAGUGGGGUGUGAUCUUAAGUAUCUGUGAUGAAGGGGGUGCGGAUGUGAUCUUAGGUAGCUGUGGUGAAGGGUUGUGGGAUGUGAUCGUAAGUAUCUGUGAUGAAGUAGUUUUGAUGGCACCAAAAACAAACAAAUAAAAAUAACAUGUUGUUACAUUUUUUACUUAGUGAUUCAAAAGUUAUAAAUAUACAAGGUAUAAUUAGUCUUAAAAACUUUUGUGGUGUAUAUUUGGCCAAGAACUUAAUAGUUUUGGCUUAAAUAAAUAAAUGAUAUAUUCCUGUCAAGGCAUGUCAGAAGCUGGAGAGUGAUAUGACAGAUCUAGGACAACAGAUUCUAGAUAAUAAGAGAAUAAAGAAAAUUGCUGAAGAGGACUUGGUUUUUCACAAAAGUAAGUGAAAUAUGUAUUUAAAACUUCUUUCCACCCAGUGCGGGCUUUUUGAAUGACAGGGGUUAACAGUCAUGACAUAUACCAUAUUAUUGUACAAAAAGCUUCUUUUGUGAGAUCCACAUUAUUGUGACAAUAAAUUAAAAUUAAUACAGUUAAUUCUCAUUGUGUUAUUGAGUACAGGUAUGUAUGUUACAAAAAUAUAUAAUUUUACAAAACUUUCUCAAAUUAACCCAUCCUCAACUGGGUUCCUUUGAAAAUAUUUGACAAAAUUUAGCCCAAGAUAUUUAUUAAACACAAGUUUAGCUCAAAAUCUAUUAUAGCUUUUACCUCACUGUACCUGAAUUCUUAACUUUUACCCCACUGAACCCUCAUCAGACUUCCUAACAUUUACCCCUUUGUACCCUAAUCUAACUUCCUUACUUUUACACCACUAUACCCUAAUCUGACUUCCUAACAUUUACCCCACUGUACCCUCAUCAGACUUUCUCACAUUUAAUCUAACUUCCUAACUUUUACCCCACUGUACCCUAAUCUGACUUCAUAACUUUUACUAGAAGAAUGAUUAAUUCAAUAAAAUAGUUAAGCUCAUAACUAAUGGUCUAAAUCAUUUUUUUUUACAAAGACAUACUGUUUAUUUUCAUAACUGAACAUUUGUUGUUUAAUCAGAUGACCUGAAAGAAAAAUUUCAAACAGAACACUCUAUGCAAGAG